AUGUUUAAAAAUCAAUGGUUACGAGACAAAUUAACAAGUAGUGAUACUGUUCUCUAUAGUAUUCUAGUUAACGAUAUUGCCGUUGGAUUCAUUUCAUUUCUAAGAAUUAAUCAAGAACAUGGUACAAUUGAAAUAGGACAUGUAAAUUUUAGUUCCCAAUUAUUACAGACGCGUUCAGCUACAGAAGCAAAUUAUUUGUUAUUACAAUAUGCAUUUGACAUAUUAGGCUACAGAAGAGUAGAAUGGAAAUGUACUGCAUUGAAUGCCAAAUCUCGACGAGCAGCAUUACGAUUAGGUUUUCAGUAUGAGGGUACAUGGAUUAAAUCAGAAGUUUGUAAAGGUCGAUCAAGAGAUAAUUCGUACUUUAGUAUUGUUGAUGAUGAAUGGGUACAGUUAAAACAAGAAUUUCAACGUUGGUUGAAUCCAAUGAAUUUCGAUAGCAAUGGACAACAAUUAACCAAACUUAAUGCAGCACAAAUCAAUCCACGUAGUAAUCAGGGUUGCCAGAUUGUCUGA
Messenger RNA from Rotaria sp. Silwood1, 516 nucleotides. The record is from the annotation of a GenBank genome assembly. NCBI's taxonomy places the organism in Eukaryota, Metazoa, Rotifera, Eurotatoria, Philodinida, Philodinidae.